CAGUUGAAGCGAGUUCGCUCGGGAACACAAACUGUCAGAUACGAGUUUACUACCAGCAGCGACGAGUAUAGUGUUCUCGUUCAUUGUACAUGGGAAUUGUGAGAGUAGUAAUUGUGUAGUAACGAGAGAGAGAUAACGACUGUGAUAACGCGCGGUGGGAGCGAAUAAAUAUACUUGGUGAAUGAAUUGAGAUUAGCGAGGCCAAUAUCUCUGAGAGGCUUUGCGAGAGAGGCAGUGAUUGAACAAAAUUAUUGUUGCGAAUCACGACAAGCAUGGUCAAACUCACACGCGCAUACAAACACGCAUAGAAGAAAAAGAGAGAGAGAGAGAGAGAGAGAGGAAAAGAGACAGAGCAAAAAAGGCAGAAUACUCGAGGACUUUGCGAACGAGUCAAAGUGGGUGGAUACACGCUAUUUGUUAUCUUCCCUAACCCGGAGACAUUAUUAAUUCGCAAAACUCAGUCUUAUCCACAAUAUAAAGUGAAAAACAUAGCUUGCCGUCGUUGAGACGCGAAAUUCACUUGAGAUUCGCCAUUUAAGUUCGUGAAUUAUUUUUCGUUUGUUUUUUUUAAGGUUAGAACGUAAACGUAACGAAAAGAAAUGUUCUCAGUGCCAAGAAUACGUGAACCAUUAAAAUUCUUCGAAAUUUAGUAUUUUAUUUUGUUUUUUCAAAGUUCGUUAAGGUUAGAAUCGCGAUUACACCGUAAAUAAUAAUGCACUACGUGAGAAAUGCGAUCGGUGAAAGUGUGCUAGGCGCUGUCUGGUUGGAAUUCAAGUCGUCGCAAAUUUUUUACAACAAUCGCGUCUCUAACGAAAAAUGGAAUUGAUUUCGAGCUUGUGCGAGUUUUUCUACUGUGUUCCCUGAGCUUCGACUCGUGAUCCGUGGUUUUUUCUUGUCUUUUCGUGCAUCGCCUGUGAAUCUCACGGGAUAAAAAAACGCGAAUGUGAAUUCUCGAAGCUCAAGGAUGUGCGUGAGGAUUCCUUCCGUCACAAAAUCUUCGGAAGCUUGAAAAAUCACGUUUUUCUUCAGUGUCCCUGAUAUAAUAGUAGAAAAGAGAAAGAGAGAUAAAUAAGAUAUAUUUAUUGUUCCCAUAAGGAGCGUCAAGGCUUUUCUCGUCAUGCUGUGAAGGAACUUGUUGUACGCUCUCUGAAUUUUCACGAUCCAGGAAGUGCUAGUAAACAAAAAUGGCGGAAGACGAAGGAACAGAAUGGUUGCAGGACCUACUGCGAGACGUUCAGUUGACACAAUUUUUCACAAGAAUACGCGACGACCUUCAAGUGACAAGACUACAUCAUUUCGACUAUGUGCAGCCAGAGGACCUGGAGAAAAUUGGUUUGGGAAAACCCGGAAUUCGCCGGCUCAUGGAUGCCGUUAAAAAGAAGCGAGCAAAUCAAAAAAAGAAAAAUCUCAUUACAAAAAUCCGACCAGGUGGAAGUACAAAGAGUACAAAAAGGUCGUCGCAGCCGAUCGAAUGCGCUUCUGUUCUGACUUGUCUUAUACAAGACAAGGAUGUCACUCUCUCCGUCAAACUUGGUGACGGGAGCUUCGGUGUUGUUAGACGAGGAGAAUGGACCUCGCCCUCUGGACGAACUCUGCCAGUUGCUGUCAAAGUUCUCAAAGCUGAUGCUCUCACACAACCCACCGUCAUAGAGGAUUUCGUGUCUGAAGUUCACGCAAUGCACUCUCUCGAUCACCACAAUCUUAUUAGACUUUACGGAGUUGUACUGUCACAGCCAAUGAUGAUGGUGACAGAAUUGGCUCCUCUGGGUGCAUUGUUGGAUUAUCUUCGGAAGCAAUGUAGUCAUAUAUCGAUAUUGACAUUGUGUGAUUAUGCGUUGCAAGUAGCAACAGGAAUGGCAUAUUUGGAAGCAAAGCGUUUUCUACACCGUGAUUUGGCGUGCAGAAACGUGCUAUUGAGUUCAGCGGACAAGAUUAAAAUAGCCGAUUUUGGUUUGAUGCGAGCAUUGCCACAGCAAGAAGAUUGUUACGUGAUGACAGAGCACAAGAAAGUGCCAUUUCCGUGGUGCGCGCCCGAGUCGUUGAAGGCUCGUCAAUUCAGUCACGCCUCGGACGUUUGGAUGUUCGGCGUGACGUUGUGGGAAAUGUUGACGUUCGGUGAAGAGCCUUGGGUGGGUUUGAACGGUUCGGAAAUCUUGCGUAAAAUCGAUCGAGAAAACGAGCGUUUGCACGAGCCGGAAGCGAGUCCACCGGCAAUGUAUCAAUUGAUGUUGCGUUGUUGGUCACGAGAGCCUGGGGAGCGUCCGACGUUCGCGAGUUUACGCGAAUCCCUGACGGGAAUGGUGCCUUCGGUAAUGAAAGCACUGAACCGUUUCGAGGAACAGGAAAAAAUGACGAUCGAGCAAGGCGAUCAAAUCGUAAUAAUAGACGGUAGACCCGAAAAUUAUUGGUGGAAAGGACAAAAUCAGCGGACUUAUCAAGUCGGAGAUUUUCCGCGAUGUCUGGUCGAUCCGAUGCGACGAAAACAGGCUGAGGACAUCAGCAAACCUCUGGAAAACUCCUUCAUUCACACCGGGCAUGGUGCACCUUUCGGUAAAAGCUGGGGAAGUCCAAUAUUUAUUGACGACGUUUAUCUGCGGAAUCCAAUGGAGCCACCAGACAUCGUAGGCGUCUCGACCCUUGACAACGCUUCGAAGAAGAAGUUCCCUUACGGCAACGCACCGCGUUCUCGCAAACAAUUCAAUUAUACGAAGCUCCAGAAUGAUCUCCGAUCUAGUCCGGUUAAAACCAGUAACGCUGCUUCGAGCGCUCCUUCGGUCAACCAAGAGGGAAGAUUGAUUGAUUUAUCGCCGGAGGAAAUAGCCGCAGCUUCUGGUGGACAAAACGCAACGGCGGGCUGCCUCCGAGUCGUUAAUAUUUUGGACGAACCCAUCGACCCUGCGGCGACUAAUAAUCCUCGGUCGUCUCAAGAAUAUUGGCAGGAAGAUGAUCCAAGAACCUACGCCAAUUUCCCGGGCGGCAUCGAGGCUCCCGGAGCUGCUGACCCUUUCGAUACUUCACGGGUUUUCAUGAAUCCUCCACAUUCGCGUUAUUACAGCCACGUGCCACCGGAUCUGACGAACCAUUAUUACAAACCGCCUAUACAAGCGUACAGAAACGUCGAACCGGUCGACGAGGCUUCGGGCACGAGCAGCCUCGGUGGCCAACCAGCGAAUCAAGCGAAUCAGUACUCGCGCGAUAACUCCGAAAUUAAUCAGUAUUCCAUUAAUUUAAAAAAGGACAUUAGAAGCGAAAAUACUAAUUUAAAUCUGAACGUUGAGGCACCCGUCGAAGAUUCUUAUUCGGGAGAUCAUUACAGCGAAAUUGACAGACCGAGUUCCACGAACUUAUCGAUUUGGCCAGAAGAUUUACCGGAGGAAGCGAGCGAGGCUUACGCCAAUAUUUCAAGUCGUCCAGCGAGUGGCGUCACUCCGCCUCCGCCCCCGCCCCCGAUCGGUCCGAACGAAACUCCUCCAAAGCCAAAAUCGAAUCACGAUCUUGCUCAGAGUCUCAACGAAUUAUCAAUCGAGACAAGGCCGCGCGGGGAAUCUCCGAAGAAGCUCGAUCCCGCUUUUCUCGCCGAGCUCGAGAAGCAUCUCGGUGAAAAAGAGGCUUGUAAGAACACGAAUGCCAACAAGCAGGUAGCCCAAACUGCCAACUCCGGGGCGACGUACGCGUCGGUCAGUAAAUUGCACGAAUCGACGGAAAUUCCGAUGUUGAGACCGCCCCCGCAAGUCUCAAAGCCAAGAUCGCCCCAAUCGGAUGCCCGGAACUCCACGACUCUACCGAGCAAAGUACAAAAUUCUUGGCAAUCUAAAAGCACCAAUAUACAAAGACCCCAGAGCCAAUUGGGCCAAAACUCUGGUGGGAACGUCGUCGAAGCCACGACCGACGUUAUCGUCGGACAGAUGUGGCAGCAGUCCCAAGCCAACGUAUUUCCGGCGGCGUCGAACUUCGUAGGGCAGCAUCAACUUCUCCAGCCCGUUUCUUCCAGCUCCUCUUCGAUAAGGCCUUUCCCAGGAAGUUCAAACUUGUUGCAAAUUGCGCCGAGCAACCUCGCCCAGUCGGUAGUCAAAUCUGACAACACUCAAUACGCGCAGGCCCCGCAACCGGAAUCGAACGUCCACCACCAAGCAGCUUCCUCUUCUGCCUCGAGUUUUCCUUACUUUCCACCCCCGAGCCAGGCUCAGCAUCAACAGAAUUACGCUUUUCCCCCCCAGCCCCAAAAUCUCGCUCACAAUAUCGUUUCCCAAGUGCAGAACGACCUCCAGCAUUCCCAGAACGCCCCCAGAUCCGGAACACUUCCGAGACCAACGCUCGCUUCCGGCGCUGUCCUUUCCGAGCAGGUUUACGCUGAGCUUAAGCAGAAAGUACCGAAUCUCGAGCAGUUAUCCCAGAGCGAAUUCAACACCCUGUACAACAAAACUGUUCAGCAAAAUAUACUGCGAAAUUAUCACGCGAACAACGCCUCCUCGAGCGGCGCUGCCGCCUCUGUUAACUCCUCCUCCAGCCCGAAUCGCAAUCACACGAUUUAUCAGAGCCAGCAUCAAAUUACGAAUGGCAAUCAGUCCCAGUCGAAUGUACGUCAGAAUCAAACUUUGCCACGUAAUUACGGACUCCAGGAUCAUCCUUGUGACUUCAGUCCCAGUUUGAAACAACCGCCGGUGUACAAUCCCCCGCCAGCUUGGAGCCCGAUGAAACCUCAACAAAAUGGCUUCGUUCCGAACCAACAAAUCACAACGAAAAUCAAUGCCCCGCCCAGCCAAACCGGCAGUCCGAAUCUCAUGCAAUUCACACCGACGAGACCGUCUCAUCAGGUCGCCUCGACUUCCCAAUCCACAGCAGCACGAAGUUUACUCCCACAGAUGAAUGAGACCGUUGUUAACACGCAAUUGGCGCCUUCCCCGACCGCCUACCCCUCCGGUGCGAGUCCACCUCUCACCGGCGCUUCGCAACAAUUGGUCAUGUCCCUGAACGACGAAUUUCGCGAAAGCAAAGUACUCAAGGUACAAAUGGAUGCUGGCGAUGCUACGAGACAAGAAAUAUUGGCUGCCCUUCAAGCAACUGGCUGGGAUACUAAUCAAGCUGCUAAACAAAUCAGCAAGGACAGACAAGCCAAAAUCGAUUCCCUCAUAAGAUUGGGAUUGGCGAACAGAACUCAGUGCGAGGGAGCGCUGAAGCAAACGCAGUACGACGUGGAGCUCGCGGCUUCGUUGCUUCUAGACCGAAUAAGGUGAACUUAGAAGUUGCCUGGUUUCGAUUAUUGAGUUUCCGCCGAAUAGCUGGAGUGCCGAUCAACCUCAAUGGACAGAUCUGUGUGUAGCCGCACCUAGAAGAAUACUGCAAACGAAAGAAUUUAGAAUAAAGUCCCUGAACUCGAAAUGCAAACAGACAGAAAACAGGGUUUUCUUUUCUGUCUCUUCGAUUGAUUCUCGUUUUACGUUUACAUCCUGAUCAACGAGAGCCGGUAAUGCGAGAUUAUUUUUAAAUUCAGAUCGUAUUUCAACGGGCGCACUCAUAUUCCUAGCGAAAAGUUUCGUCCUAAGAAUUUUCGUAUCCACUCGUCAAUUCGACAAACUCGAAUGAAAAUCUUGAUUCUCAAGGAAAGAAAUUUUUGGCUCGGAAUCUACGUGCAUUAAUCGCCUAAACGAUAAACAAGAGGAAUCUCGUCGUAGAUCACUACUCAGUAGUAAAUAUUCGCGUAAUAAUAUACGUAAUCAAACUUUAAUGAAAAAUGAGAGUUCUCAGUAAACGAUUUGCAAAUUGAGAAAAAUGUUCUAUUGAAUGAGACACUGUGAUAUAUGCUACUAAAGGCUCUGGUCUCUUUUUCCCCAGAGGAUGUUAGUCCUUCGAUAUUAUUAUUAUUAUUAUUAUUAUCUCUUAAUCUUCUGCGAUAUAUCAACGAAUAUGCGAUACACACAAUAUUUGUUAAGGGUGUAAAUAAGUGCAGGACUAUUUGAUUUUGUGUUUCAAUUGGAAGCAGCGAAAUUUCGAUUGUUAUUUUUCGUGAUUAUCUUUUUCGUAAUAACGAAAGACUAGAAGAUUACGAUUAUUCACGGGGAGUAUAAAAAUUCCCAGGACUUUAUGAGCUCUCGCCAUGAAAAACCGUUCAUACCCUUAUACUUUCGUUUCGUCGGUCAUACAUUUUUUUUAAAUUAUUUUUUUAGGCUCCCAAAAACUCCAAAGAAUCUUUCCAUUCUUUCGGAAUUUUUUUUUUAUAAAUUUUUCCUUUGUUUAGAGCACAAUAUCGAGUAUUAUUAUUUUAUUUAUUGUCUCGAAAAUCUAUCGUAUUCCUAACGUUAUUUUCAUGCCUCGAGAGCAGCUUUUUCGUUUCUGUUUCCAAGGAAAUUGGAAGCUUUAUGCAAGCUGCUCUCAAGGAUUUUUCUGUUGGGAAUUUCGAAAUUUUCGAAUUGAAAUUAAUGCCCCCAGAGAUUUUUAGUGGAUACUUCUCCGUUAUUUGUUCGGUGAUAAUGCAAUAGAUUUUUCGUUCAAAUAUCAAUUGCAUGGCAAUUAUAUUAUGCAUUUGGAAAAACACUGAAUUAUCGGCUCAUUCUCAUUUCUGUUUAUUUCAUUCAUUAGUCAAAAUAACAACGGACAUUUGUCCUGUGGGCGAUCUUGUUACGAAUGGACUUGAACGGGUACGAUAUUUUCUUUCGAAAUGUCAACAGAUUUUGAAUGAGAAAAUGACCAAUUUAUUGGUGUUUUUUUUUUUGGAAUUCUAAUCGAACUCAUAACUUUUACUACAUUUGAAUGAAAUUCAAUUACAAAAAUCUUACAUUUGCAUAAAAUUUUUUUACCAAAAAUAGAUAUUAAAUCAUUUUUUCCAUUUUCAAUCUAUGCGUUCAAGGAAAUGUGACGAAAAAAAGUAUCGUCCACGGUCGUUUCUUCCGGAAGCUCCGCUUAAGCUCAAGUAGACUCAAUUACGAUUCAUUUAUUCGAAGGAUGAAGGACACUGUUAUUGUAACGUUAUUUGGUAAGAUGCCGUAUUUGAUUUUGCGUCGUUGAUUGAAUGUUAUAACGAGAACUGUGAGUGCAACAUAAUAUGGAAAAAAAAAAAAAAAAACAACAAAAUACAUCACAUUAAAGCGUGAAA
Molecule: messenger RNA, 7090 nt
Organism: Venturia canescens
Lineage: Eukaryota; Metazoa; Arthropoda; Insecta; Hymenoptera; Ichneumonidae
Gene: Ack
Product: activated Cdc42 kinase
Exons: 4
Coding region: 1185-5234 (1349 amino acids)
Biological process (GO): protein phosphorylation
Molecular function (GO): ATP binding; protein binding; protein tyrosine kinase activity
Source: RefSeq, a predicted model, not a curated record